Messenger RNA from Suhomyces tanzawaensis NRRL Y-17324, 423 nucleotides. RefSeq lists its product as uncharacterized. Gene Ontology annotation, biological process: late endosome to vacuole transport via multivesicular body sorting pathway. NCBI's taxonomy places the organism in Eukaryota, Fungi, Ascomycota, Pichiomycetes, Serinales, Debaryomycetaceae. Gene Ontology annotation, cellular component: endosome; Vps55/Vps68 complex. The record is from RefSeq and is a predicted model, not a curated record. The transcript has a single exon. The coding region runs from base 1 to 423 and encodes 140 amino acids.
AUGAAUCCAUUGAACAAAAUCAUCUUCUUGUCGGCAUUCUUGGCUUCGGGGUUCCUCUUGAUCUUGUUGUCAUGCGCAUUGUAUAAUAGUUAUAAGCCAUUGUGGGUCAUCCUCAUUUUCCUCCUUGCCCCCUUGCCCAAUAUCCUAGCACAAGCCAUCGAAAACUCCAGAGACGACUUCUUGACGUUCAACAACAACGAGGGCGACAGGCCCUCGCCCUUCCUGGAGUUCUGCAAGUCGUUCACCGGGUUCUUGAUCGUCAGCGGAAUUGCAUUGCCUUUAACGUUCUACCACACUGGCUUGAUCGAAUUGGGGUCCAUGGUCAUGAGUAUCAUUGGAGGGUUGAUAGUGUACGGAGACAUCAUCGUGUUCAUCUGGUUCUUCAGCGAGAACGAGGAGGAAAACGACGACUUCAACUUCUAG